UCCAGACUUCAAAUCAGAAGAGUUACCCCGAGGUUAAAGUGCGCUGAGAUUAGACCAGGAUAAACCAAAAACUCCCCUGGUACAUAUAUCAGAAAUGGACUGUUCGUGGGAGUUUGUUGUAAAAUACCUCCCCGUGGCGGUGGGGACAGCAGGUGUAACCGUCGUCUUGUACUUAUUAAAUCGUGUGGGCUUUUUUUAUCGAAUGCUUCACAAGGUUGAUGAACAUUCAGUCAGACAUGGAGGAGAAAAGGUGGCAGAUGUACUUAAGUCUCAUGGUGUGAAAUAUCUGUUCACUCUGACUGGUGGUCAUAUCUCUCCCAUCCUAGUGGCCUCAGAAAAGCUGGGCAUCAGAGUAGUGGACACCAGACAUGAGGUAACUGCAGUGUUUGCAGCAGAUGCAGUUGCCAGGCUGUCUGGAAAUAUUGGGGUUGCCGUGGUGACAGCUGGACCAGGCUUGACCAACACUGUCACUGCAGUUAAGAAUGCUCAGAUGGCAGAGUCCCCACUUCUGUUGAUGGGAGGGGCUGCAGCAACAUUACUGAAGGGAAGAGGUGCCCUGCAGGACAUAGACCAGAUGAGUUUGUUUAAGCCACUCUGUAAGUUCUGUGCCACUAUUACCAAGGUGAGAGAUAUAGUCCCAGUGCUCAAGGAGGCCAUCCAGGUGGCACAGUCAGGAACUCCAGGUCCAGUAUUUGUGGAGUUCCCAAUAGACACACUGUACCCUUACAGUCUGGUGAAGAGAGAGGCAGGGUUGUCAGACAGUCCAAAGGGGCUGAUCCAGAAAAUUGUGAACUGGUACAUCAAGUCCAAUGUGGAUAAUAUCUUUGCUGGAGCCUGGGAGCAGCAGGACACUACACCACUGACAGUACAGCAGCCACAGGCAACACAGGCACAAGUUCAGAAGUGUGUAGAGCUGUUGUCAAGAGCAAAGAAACCUGUGAUGAUAUUGGGAAGUCAAGCCACACUGCCCCCUGUACCGGCCGACAAACUGAGAGAGGCGGUUGAGAGUUUAGGCAUCCCCUGUUUCCUUGGUGGCAUGUCAAGAGGUCUUUUGGGCAGAAACAGUCCAAUACACAUCAGACAGAAAAGGAGGGAUGCUUUGAGGGAGGCUGAUGUUAUAAUUAUGGCAGGUGCAGUCUGUGACUUCCGCCUCAGUUAUGGUCGUCACUUAAGCAAAAAGGCCAAAGUAAUAGCUGUGAACAGGAGCAAAGAGCAACUGAUGAAAAAUGCUUAUGUGUUCUGGACUCCAUCUGUGGCAAUCCAGGCAGAUGCUGGCAGUUUCCUUGUUUCGCUGUCCCAAAAAUUGAAAGGGUACACUUGUAACAAGGACUGGAUUGAGAUGCUCAAACAGAGGGACGAGGAAAAGGAGAAGGCAAACUUAAAACAAGCAGAGCAGAAGACAGAGUUCCAUCUGAAUCCAUUAAAGGUACUGCAUAAAGUGGAGGAUUUGAUGGCAGAUGACAGCAUCAUUGUUGCUGAUGGUGGUGACUUUGUUGGCAGUGCAGCUUACAUACUUAGGCCAAGGGGCCCACUGCGUUGGUUGGAUCCCGGUGCCUUUGGUACCCUGGGAGUGGGAGGUGGAUUUGCUCUCGGAGCCAAGCUGUGCCGCCCAGACAGUGAAGUGUGGAUUGUGUAUGGGGACGGCUCUCUUGGAUACAGUGUUGCAGAGUAUGACACCUUCACCAGACACAAACUUCCUGUGAUCUCCAUUGUUGGGAAUGAUGCUGGCUGGACCCAGAUUUCCAGAGAACAAGUGCCUUUGUUUGGGAGCAAUGUGGCUUGUGGCUUAGAGUUUACAGACUAUCAUGUAGUAGCAGAUGGCUAUGGUGGCAAGGGUAUUAAGUUGGACCGUGACAAUGAAGACAACAUGGAAGAGGUGAUCAAAGAGGCACAGAAGCUGUGUCGGGAAGGAAAGAGUGUCCUGAUCAACACUUUGAUAGGGAAGACCAAUUUCAGAGAAGGAAGUAUAUCUGUGUGAUGAGAGAACCUAAUUGAAGAUGAAUAUUUGUUGAAGUUUGGUAGACUAAUUUAGAAAUUUUAACAUUCUGAUUGGAAUUUUGUCUCCAGUCUAUGAUAUCUUCACAAUCAUAAACAUAGCACAUAGUCAAAUGUGUUAAACAGAGAGAGAGCAUUUAAGAAUUAAAGCAUUGCUUGUGUCUCCAUCUUGGAGCCUCUUCUAUAUGCACUCAGAAGAUAUUGUUGAUACUAGUAAUGCUCAGCAUUAAGGCAAAUUUACAGUUUAUGCUAUUUUCAGUUUUCUUAUUUGAAAGUUAAGGUGUAUUAUUAUGUAUUAUACUGCAAAGAGAUGCAUUUAGAAAAUUACUGUUGCAAGAUAAGAAUCAUGGUGCACAAUUUUUGCCUGGUGAAAAUUUUGGACAGAGUAUUGCUUCAUCUCUGCAUUUGAAACCAGAUUUUUUUUUUUUUUUGUUAAAUUGCAUUUAAGGUCAUAUUAACCAAGUUGAAAUAAUAUCCAGAACCGUGAUAGAAAUGUACUCAAAUGAAUAGGGUAAUACUUACAUAAUUUGUAGUGUGUAUGUUUGCAAUCUUUGUAUGCAUUCCACUUUCCUGCAUAAUGUAAAAACAGGAACAGAGACAGUGAUUUAAAUAACAAUUGAGAGAUAAGUUCAGAUGUUUAUUCAUUCAAUUCAUAAUGUAAACAGUGAAUAGAGAUCAUCUGGCAUAGUUGCAAUGACAAUGUCCUUCAUUUUUGUUAUGAUAUAAAACAGGGCUGAAUAAUUGCAUUAAAUGAAAAUACAUCCAUUCUCCAGUCA
Lingula anatina is the source of this 2771-nucleotide messenger RNA. RefSeq names its product 2-hydroxyacyl-CoA lyase 2. Gene Ontology annotation, molecular function: flavin adenine dinucleotide binding; magnesium ion binding; acetolactate synthase activity. Lineage: Eukaryota; Metazoa; Brachiopoda; Lingulata; Lingulida; Lingulidae. Gene Ontology annotation, biological process: L-valine biosynthetic process. Gene Ontology annotation, cellular component: acetolactate synthase complex. The record is from RefSeq and is a predicted model, not a curated record.